GCUGUCAGCGCACAGAAGAUGGUGGCGGCUGCGGUCUCUGCGUUGCCCACCGCGCCUGGAUAGAAAGCAACCAUUCUGCUGCAGCGCACAGAUACUGGUCAGAUAACGGGGAUAAAACAAUCUAUUAUUGCACUGAACGAGCCUGGGAAUGGAAAGGCUGGACUAUGCAGCAGCCCUGAGCCUUCAGCCCAUAUUUCUCCUGGAAUUUAAGAGGAAUUCGUUGGAGGUAUGAAGACAUUCUCUUGUGUAUCCCGUGCAAUUCAAUUAAAGUGUCUGGAUCAAGGCGGCACUCAGCUCUGACCUGUGGGACUCCUGGUGUGGGGGGGGGGGGGGGCUUGGAGCGGAGGUGGAUACCUUGUAAUUAGCCCCACUCUCUCUGGGCUUUCGUCGUCUGCCUUUUAGGGAGAUCGAGCAACGGUGGGCAAAGUUUACUUGAGAGAAAAAGGAGAGACUGGACGAUACUUCAUGCAGUCUGCUCAAGGCUGAUCUCAGGAACCUGCAUGUUCACAAUAGCCUAUCUGGACAUUCCGUGGGGCGCACAGUGACGAUGAAUUGGCUACAUUGAUUUUAUUGUGGGAUCCAAGGCAUAGCCUACUAUCAACGCAGACCCAACACUGUUUCGUGCAAAGCCCUUUACACACGAGUUACUGACAGCUAAGGUCAAUUGUAAUAAAACAAUUUAUCGGGAUUGUCUGCGCCUCAGGUCUCAUGAAUGUGUCCUCUGCUCACGAUCCCCUUGUUUUGGAGAUGCAGCAGUGACGGAGACUUGCGAGGAGAAAGUCAGGAAAGGACGGGGCUCCGUCCGCGGAAAUAGUAGCUAUUAGGCCCUGCAACAAGGAGAGUGUGUAUAAAUAAAAACGCUGAUUGCAGUUAUUGCGCUCACGUACCCUGUAGGCUGCCUGGAGUUUCUCUGCGUCUUUAAAUUAAAAGCUAUUUUUUCCAUCGAGACCGCAAAUCACAUGUAGAGUCCAAUCAAACAUUGCGGAGGGUAUUUUUUUGGAUGAAGUUUUGCUCAAACCUGUAAACAAAACGUGGUUUAAUUCCAGGAGGUAGUAUCCUCAGUGUAGCUGAGCUGAACGGAAAACGGAGUGGAGAACUGGGAUUGGACAUGCACUGAUAAUUAAAAAAGGAUAUUGAUUGCAUCAGGCUAUUCGAAAAAGUAACUGGAUUUGAUUUCACACACACGAUUUCACAAGAACCAUUUAAGCACAUUUUCAAGUGGUUGUUUCUUUUUCCCCCCUUACGUAGAUUAUUUUGUAAUUGUCGAGUUUUCCAAAAUAUUGUUCCAGUGGGUAGGCAGCUGAGUGGAUUUGGAAACUAACAGAGCAAGCAGCGAGUUAACUGUGCAGUCUGAAGUGCGUCCAACACACGGGAACUUAGAGGAAUGCAGGGAUUGACGUCAUGAGGGGCAAUAAUGAACAAGCCAAAACUUGUGUAAGGUCUGCUGGUGUUUCUAUAGCCAUUACACUGCUUACUGAGUGUAGUUUUCUCUGAGAUGUGUUUUACUUUUAAGAUUAAACAAUCAUUGCCUAGUUGUUAUACUGCAGCCACAUACUAAGCUUUACUUCUUUAUCAACUCGAUCUGUGAAAUAAGUGUCCCUUCUACAUAGUCUCUGAUUUUUGGAUAGAUUAAAAAGCACCAUGGCAUCCCCCCAACAUCAACAAUUGCUGCCUCGCAACACAGAAGUGAGCUGUGACUCAAGUGGAGAUGGAGGCGUCUCCGUUAGGAUUGGCAGUAGUGUCAAACACAAGCAUGCAGGCGGGCCGCUGGGUUCAAUUGGAGGAGGCUUCAUGGGGGGAUCCAAGCAUUGCAAGUACAGCAUUUCAUCCAGCUGCAGUUCUGGAGAGUCUGGAGUCAAGAGGACAGUGGUUAAGAACUUUCGCUCACAGAAAAAGAUGCCUCAGCUUUUUGAGCGAUCUGCUGGUCAUUUCUGGGACCCUAAGUUUGACUCUUCAAUCCUGGAAGAAGCCUGUAGAGAACGAUGUUUCCCUCAGACCCGGCGGCGCUUCCGCUAUGUGCUGUUUUACCUGGUUGCCGCUGCCCUCCUCUGGGGAUUGUAUUUUGCUGCAAACCCUUCCCGCUGUGACAGGCUUGCCUUUCUUAUUCCCACCGCGUCUUUCCUCCUCUUCUGCCUCAUUCUCUUUCUCUUAACUUUCACUAAGCUUUACUCUCGCUGCUACAACCAAGCUUCGCUGCUGCUCAUCAUUGUAACCUUCACCCUAACCCUGGCCCCCCAGAUCCAGACAUCAAGUUUCAGGGAUACAGAGACUCCAACACCUGCACUUGAUAUGGAAGAAUUCAGUGGCAUGGGGCCCAAUUACAACCUGUCCUAUGAUAAGCCUCUAGGAGGUAACUCCUGGUCCCCUUGUAUUUCUCCUGUAGGCACCUUCUCCCUCUGUAUUGAGGUUCUUCUGUUGCUAUACAGUGUUCUCCAUGUUCGCCUCUAUGCUUCUAUCAUGCUCGGGUUUCUCUACUCUUUCUUUUUUGAGAGUCUGAGCUGGUUGCAUCUGACGCAGGCAGGGGAUAACUGGAGCCUAGCCUCUCUGUCAGACUGGGAUACAUUAUGUUGGCUUGGCCCAGCCAAAGCUCUGCUCCACCUCUGUGCCCACGCCAUUGGCAUCCACCUGUUCAUUAUGUCCGAGGUACGUUCGCGAAGCACCUUCCUUAAGGUGGGACAAGCUAUCAUGCAUGGCAAAGAUCUGGAGGUGGAGAAAGCCUUGAAAGAGCGAAUGAUCCACUCUGUCAUGCCCAGAAUCGUUGCUGAUGAACUCAUGAAGCAGGGUGACGAGGAGAUAGGUGACAAUUCUGUUAAACGAUACUCCACAAGCGGUGCAGCAGCUGUCAUCUCUAGCCCUAAAAACAAUAAACGCAAGAAAACCUCCAUCCCUCGUGGCCAGAUCAUAUUCAGACCCUUUAACAUGAAACGGAUGGAGCCUGUCAGCAUCCUCUUCGCAGACAUUGUGGGCUUCACCAAGAUGUCGGCCAAUAAAUCUGCUCAUGCCCUUGUUGGGCUUCUAAAUGACUUAUUCGGGCGUUUUGACCGACUUUGUGAGCUCACUGGCUGUGAAAAAAUCAGUACUUUAGGAGACUGUUACUACUGCGUGGCUGGUUGUCCUGAACCCAGACCAGACCAUGCUUAUUGCUGCGUAGAGAUGGGCCUGGGCAUGAUUCAGGCUAUUGAACAGUUCUGCCAGGAGAAGAGGGAGAUGGUCAACAUGAGAGUGGGUGUCCACACUGGUACUGUGCUCUGUGGUAUCCUGGGCAUGAAACGCUUCAAGUUUGAUGUUUGGUCAAAUGACGUCAACCUGGCCAACCUAAUGGAGCAGUUGGGAGUGGCUGGGAAGGUCCACCUAUCACAGGCCACUGCCAACUUCCUGGAUGACCGCUACCAGCAUCAAGAUGGACAAGUCAUUGAGAGAAUAGGACACAGUGUUGUGGCUGACCAGCUCAAAGGCCUGAAGACCUACCUGAUCUCUGCCAGGAAGGUGGAGCCUCUCUCUCUCUGUGGCUGUUCUCAGUCGGGGUUGGUGGGGCCUGAACAUGCAGACCCUCAGUGCCCCAACCCCGGGGUACAAACACCUGAUGGAGCCCCUCCAGCCGUCCCCUUGCCACCAGAUAGUGCUAAGUCCCCUUGUGUAUCAUGCAGUGUGGUUCUGAUACCAGUGGAAGAUCCGGUUCUCGAGGAAGGAGCAGUGCACAAUGGCUGCCAUGACGACCACAAGAUCAACACCAAGGACAUUACAAAUCUGAAGUGCUCCCCAGCGGUUUCUGCAGGACGCAGCCCCAAAGUUCUGAACGGCCUGCUCAGUCCUCAGCUGGAGGCCUUGACCAACAGCCAGACGUCGCUGUGUGAGAUGCUGCAGGAGAAGGAGAAGAAGACGUGGAGUGGAGGAACCAUGGGCAUGGACCACUCAGCGCUCAUCCCCCUACGCUCAAAGAACUUCAGGGAGAGGAGCGAUGCUCACUUUGUGGACGUUAUUAAAGAGGACAGCCUUAUGAAGGACUAUUUCUAUAGACCCCCAAUAAACAAGCUCAGCCUCACCUUCCUUGAGAGCAGCCUGGAGUCUGCCUACCGGAUAAGCUACCAGGAAGAGGUGGAAACCCAGGCACCGGUGCAGACUUUUGCCAGUCCAACAUUCAGCUCUUUUCUGGACAUGCUGCUCUGCUGUUUAGUGUUUCUGGCUCUCUCACUGGCCUGUUUCCUCCGACCACUUGUCACCCAGCAGAGCUUGUCCACACCAGCACUCAUUCUGACAGCUGGAGCCACCCUGCUGGAGACUGUGGCCCUUCUGUUUGCUAUACGUAUGGCUUUCUACCUGGACAGUGUGCUGCACUGCACUCGGAUGCUGAUGAGAGUGGUUUCAGGAUGGAUAGCGCGUCACUUUAUAGGAGCCGUCCUGGUGUCCCUGCCCACUGUGGCCGUCUUUUCCCAUGUUACCUGUGACAUGCAUCUCUCAAUUCAGUUCACCAUGUUCAUCUGCUGUGCUGUCAUCAUAGCUAUCAUUCAGUACUGUAACUUCUGCCAACUCAGCUAUUGGAUGCGCUCAGUUCUAGCAACUUUGGUGGGACUAGCAAUGCUUGCCUUGAUCUUCAGCUCCCCCUGCAGGUCGGAUGUUAAAAGCAAUACCAGCUUCAGUAACGGCUCCAUCUUCAUGUCUGAAAGUCCUCCAGACCCAACCCCAAAGGACCUGCUGGGCCCUGAGGCCUGCGUUGCCUUUUUCCUGGUCCUUCUCCUUAUCUUGUUCCUUAACCGUGAAUUUGAAGUUAGUCACCGCCUGCAUUACCAUGGCAACGUUGAGGCUGAUCAACACCGCAUCAAGAUCCAGAACAUGAGAGACCAGGCCGACUGGCUGCUACGCAACAUCAUCCCCAUCCAUGUGGCCGAGCAGCUAAAGGUCACCCAGAGCUACUCCAAGAACCACGACAAUGUGGGUGUCAUAUUUGCCAGUAUUGUUAACUUCAGUGAGUUUUAUGAGGAAAGCUACGAGGGAGGCAAGGAGUGCUAUCGUGUCCUCAACGAGCUAAUUGGAGACUUUGACGAGCUGCUACGAAAGCCUACGUUCUCGAAUAUGGAAAAGAUCAAGACUAUCGGUGCCACGUACAUGGCAGCAGCAGGACUCAAUGCGCAGCAGUGUGCUGACGCGGCACAUCCUCACGCACAUCUCCGCGCUCUUUUCGAAUUCGCCCUGGAAAUGAUGCGUGUGGUGGACGACUUCAACAAGAACAUGCUGGGUUUUGGCUUCAAGCUUCGCAUUGGAUUCAAUCACGGGCCUCUGACAGCGGGAGUGAUUGGCACUACUAAGCUUCUCUACGAUAUCUGGGGCGACACGGUUAACAUCGCCAGUCGCAUGGAUACAACAGGGGUGGAGUGCCGUGUGCAGGUGAGUGAGGAGAGCUAUUGUGUGCUUAGCGCUAUGGAUUAUGAGUUUGAUUAUCGGGGCACAGUUAACGUCAAAGGCAAAGGUCAGAUGAAGACCUUCCUUUACCCGAAGAGCAGUGAUAGUGGCCCUGUGCCUCAGUACCAGCUCUCAGUGUCGCCAGAGAUUCGGGCACAGGUGGAUGGUAGCAUCGGACGCUCACCCACUGAUGAAAUCGCGAGCAUGGUUCCAGCAACCAGCCUAACUGCUAGCAGCACACAUACUACGGUACCCAGUGCUGGUUCCUCAACUAUCAAAGGGCUAAGCCUCGGGAAAGAGGCCGUCAGGCGUUCCUCUACAGAAACCUCCAAUGCCAGAAGACCUUCAUCUCACCUAGACGGACCAACUUCUUCUGCAAAUAACCAACAGCUUCUCAUCUCAUCAUCGGCCCAGCAAAAUACGCCCAUAACGUCCCAAAAAUACAUCAAGAAGGACAAAUGCGAUGAAGCGCCUGACUGUAAUGUUGGAGAAUUAACACGCCUCUAAGAAUGUCAUAUUAUGGCGCUUUUAUCGUAAACUGUCUAUACCCUUUAAGCUCUUGUUCCUGCCAUUUGGCAUUUGUAGAAUUACAAUAUAUUUGGUCCUAGAAUCAGAGAAAGACCUGCAGGCCUCUUCUCUGCAGAAAGCAGACAGCAGGUUGUUUUUAGUGUAAAUCUGAUUGGCUGAAAUUAUCAGUGGAGGGUGCUGGCUGGACCUCAAAGCGACUGUCAGGCAGGAACACACAGAGGAAGUAUGAUGGGAGGUCUCUCUCAGACCUUUUCUUGCCUGCUAUAGAUCUCAAUUGUCUCCCAUUACUUGAUUAUCUGUAUACCUUUAAUCUUCAUUUAUUUUGUGUCUUUUAAGUGCCUAGAAUUAUGUGUAGACUAAGCCUUUUUUAGUAACAGAAGGAUAUCAUAAAAAGGGAAAACUGUAAAUAAGCAAACUUUUUGGGAAAACCAGCUUACAUUUUGUUACAACUUUGUAAACUAUGCUUUGCUAUUAUGCCUUUUAUUAAAGAAGAGCUUACUAUACAUAUGGAAAGUGCUACAACAUGAAGAUAAUCACAAUGUGUGUCAAUUAAAGGGAAUAUAUGUUAUAGUAAAAUCUGAACUACAAUGCAACAGAGUCUAUUUCCUUGUUCUUCAUGAGUACCAGAAACGUAUUUGCAUGCAAACCGUGAGUGUGUGUGUGUGUGUGUGUUCGUUUUUAUGGCUCUGUGUAGGAAGAAUAUCAUGCUCAGUUUGAUAAAGCGAGUUGCCUAUGAGUUAAUCAAAGACUUGCAGGAUGAGGACAGACAUUUCAGGAACGCAGUAGGGGGCAAAACAAAAUCUUAUGUCAGCUUUUUCUCUGGCCCCUGUUAAGAUCGUUGUCUUACCUCAGUACUGUGUCCUGUCCCAGCCACAUUUAAUCAGCAUGCUUGCAACGAUAGCAGCAUCGUAGACGAGGUUAGAUCUGUAGUUCUGUGCCCUCCCCCAUGAUUUGGGCUCUUAUGGGUACCCAAACUGUGUUAGAUGUUGAUGAGUAUUUAGAUGGAUCCUACAAGGUACUGCUGUACCUGUAGAUUACUUUGACCGUAGAUCAAUUACAGAAAACAACUGCCUAGGUUUUGCUAUGGAUUACACUGUGUGUUUAGGUGAUAUGGCUUUUUAGACAUGGAUAAUCAAAGUGGAAUGUCACUAAUCUAAACUAAAUGUGCUCUAUUGUAUUUAUUGUUACACAAAACUUGAACUUUCUAUGUGAAGCUCCGGUCUUUAAUUGUAUUAUUUGAAAUAUACUAUUUGAUGGAAACAGUUGGAUGCAUUAGCUGCUUCAUACUUUCAAUGGCAUGAAACUUAAUGUAAAAACGGCACUGUAACUGCAAAGGCAGUGCAACAAAUGUAUUUAGUUGUAUGUGUUUUUAUUCCUUAUAGACUUCUAUUAUGUCAGAUGAUGAAGGAAAUCAAACUGAUCAAACUGAUUAAACUGUACAUCUCGGUUGCUGAUACAUGUUCUCUCUUUUAUUGUUUUCUUAGCAAAAAGGAUUGUGUGCUCAGAGGCAAACACGUUUUACCAUGACGUCCACUUCAGUGUCUUUUGACUUUUGAUAUUUCAAUAUCUUUAACAACACUUAAACCAAUCAGUAUUUUAAAGUAAUAAUGCAAACAACACAAGGGACACAUUUGCCUUCUUUUAUCAUCAAAGGUAUUUUAACAAAUGCCUAAUAAGUUAAUAAUUGGUUGUUUUGUUCGUGCCUUUUAACUUUCUACUUCUUUUCACUGUCUGCUCUGUGUUGCUUUCAUUUCUUAAGACACUAAAUAUUUAUCUUAAGCUUUGCAGGAUAAUGUUAACUUUUGUGCUUUAAACACCUUUAAUUUAAAAGAUGUUUUCUAAGGUAAAAAAAGCAGUGCCUUUUCUUAAGUUUGAAAGGGGAAAUUCCUUCCUUUACACUUAUGGGCACACAACCCUUUUACCAGCCUAAAAUAAAGGUAGUUUUAGAAUAAUAUUUGUUAUUAUUUAAGUGUUUAAUCAAGAUCAAGAUACUUCAGUGUCAAGUAAAGUGUAUUAGCAACAUUUCUUUUUUUCCUUCCUUGGUUAUUUUGAUAACAUUUUUUUCUAUUAGUAUUGUAUUUGGGAUAAACAAGAAUAAUUACAUAGCUGUGUUUUCUAUUUUCUGCCCUUUUCUUUUUCUACCAACAUGAUCCUAAAUGUUGCUUUGGGUUGAUUUAUCGAGAUGUAAGUGACAUUCUGAUCCAGCAGAAUGGCACACUGUGAAAAUGUUGAUGCCAAAGAAUGUUAUUGCCAUCACUUAGAGCUUUUUUGUAUCUUAUUUUCUCCUUAAUUUGCAGGUUAUCUUGUGCUUGUUCAAUAACAUUUAUAUAUUCACUGUUAAGGGACAUUUGCAAAGGAGCUCACUUUUUAUGUAUAGUAUGGCUUUAUAUUGUAUCGUUUCUGAGCAUUUUCUAUUAUUUAUAUAGACGCAUGUACUAGAGUAUUAAAUAGUCUAAAGAACUGGGUAAUUUGACUAUGUUGGAAUAACACUUGUGUGUUCAGUUUGCCUGCAUGUCCGUAAAAAAGUGUGUUUGUAAAACUGUGUGGUUGUGUGUUUUUGUAAGCAAUGCUCCAUUUGUAUCAUCUCAAAAAGUAUGACAUGCAAGACAAUAAGGCUUCAGUCAUACAGACGUCCUUUAUUUCAUUUUCUAAAAAUAAAAAGUGGGCUAAUAAAAUGGGCGAGACACUGCUAGAUGUCUGCACUUAGGCAGUAUUUCAGUAGGCUGCUACAGCCAAGUUUUAAGGCAUUGUUGCUUUAUUUAGAAAUGUUUUUGUACAUAGCACGUUAAUGGGUAAAUGCAAGUGAAGGUCACAAUUGAAUAAAAUAAAAUUAUGGUACAUUUUGUCUGGUUGAAUUUACAGUGUAGCCUGUUGCUACUUCUGAUUCUGUAUUUGUACUUUACUUUAGUAUUUGAUGCUGUGUUAUACUGUAUGUAUUUUACACUAUACUUUGCAUUGCCUUGUUGCUUUUGUAGAUUGAGAUUUCACAAACAAAACAUUAGGCGUUGUUAUAAAAUAUUUAAAAUUGCCAUGGAUUAAAUUACCCAACAUAAAAUAAAGUAGUUUAAAAUUCAGUCUAAUUCAAACCAGUGUCAAGAUUAAUUUCUGCUUACAACAGUAACUGAAUGAGUAAUGGAAAUCUUAUAUGCAAAAUAGAAGGGUAAGGUAUGCUGCAUUAUAAAUACUAUUACUUUAAAUUAUGUAGGCAGGCUUACAUUUAGCUUAUAUUAGUUAGCUACUAUUUAGCUUUUACAUGCAACACAUUGACUUCAAGUGGAAGUGUUUUAUAUAUGUGAAUAUGGUAGAUCUGAAUAGAAAGUGGUUGUAAUAUAAUGCUUUAAUGUUAUACUUUAAUAAGACAUUUCGGAAGACUUAAUCAAAUGGUUUACAUAAGGAGACGAACGGUUUAACAAAGUGUGCAUUAAAAAAUAUACUAAAGUUAAGUACAAAAGUAUCAUUAGUAAAAUGUUAAGUAUCAAAGGUAAGGGUGCUCAUUAUGCAUAACAGCCACUUCACAGAAUCUUACAUUAUUGGAUGUUUUAGCAAUGACGUAUUUUCUUGUACGCAACAUUUUAAUGGUGUGUAUUAUUGUACAUUUGUACAACAAGGAGACAAUGUCAACACAUUUGUUUAUUUCAAGGUAUAAUGCGUGGCCGUGAUUCACAUUUUACAAGCUUUGCAUGAAAGAACAUUGUAAAAUAUAAAUAGCUGUCGGAUAAACUUGAAGUAAAAGUA
This is a messenger RNA of Trematomus bernacchii (emerald rockcod), 9660 nucleotides long. Its product is annotated as adenylate cyclase type 9-like. Gene Ontology annotation, biological process: adenylate cyclase-activating G protein-coupled receptor signaling pathway; intracellular signal transduction; cyclic nucleotide biosynthetic process. The transcript is spliced from 9 exons. The coding region runs from base 1642 to 5904 and encodes 1420 amino acids. Gene Ontology annotation, molecular function: adenylate cyclase activity. The record is from RefSeq and is a predicted model, not a curated record. NCBI's taxonomy places the organism in Eukaryota, Metazoa, Chordata, Actinopteri, Perciformes, Nototheniidae.